Molecule: messenger RNA, 3488 nt
Organism: Opisthorchis viverrini
Lineage: Eukaryota; Metazoa; Platyhelminthes; Trematoda; Opisthorchiida; Opisthorchiidae
Exons: 8
Coding region: 63-2573 (836 amino acids)
Biological process (GO): transport; magnesium ion homeostasis
Cellular component (GO): plasma membrane
Molecular function (GO): transmembrane transporter activity
Source: RefSeq, a predicted model, not a curated record
UGGUUACGCUUAACCUCCAAUGUCUACAAUAACUGUAUCUUUACCAUCUUCCACAGGUCAACAUGAAGUUCAGACUGUACCUACCUUUAUGGGCAUUGUUAUUCAUUCUAUAUACACCCGCUUGGACGAUGGGAAACCCAAAAGUUUACGGUAUUCUCCCUGAUACAGUUUUGUCCGUUUCGGACAGCAUUGUGCUGCUUCAGUCAAAUCAACCAAUCCUCGUUACCUUAUUUGGUACAGACUUGGAUCAAAUUUCUCACAUUGCAUUUGCCUCGGUUAAAAAGCCACCUGAUAGUCCGUGUGAUAUUGAACGUUCGACGGAGACAUUUCGACUGUCUCCAAAAAGUCCAUAUGUUGCAACCACUGUGAUUAAACUCCGUGAGUUGGGAAUGAAUGACGAUGGAUUCUUUUUAUGUGUACGAAUAAUACCUACACAGACACCUGGACUAUCAUUGUCUGCAAACGCAUCAUCCGAAUCCUGGUUUUAUGCCGGAGUUGAAGGUUUCGACAAUCAUCUUAUAUUUCGAACUUCCAAAUCCCUAAUGCCCAUAUGGGUUCAGAUUAUUCUCAUAAUUGUGCUGUUCUUCCUUUCCGGACUAUUUAGUGGUCUCAAUCUUGGCCUUAUGUCCCUGGACAAGACAGAGUUAAAAAUCAUCGAGAGCGCCGGAUCACCAAACGAAAAAAUCUAUGCGAAAGCUAUUCGCCCAGUACGCGAGAAAGGCAAUCUACUUCUUUGUACACUCCUUCUUGGGAAUGUGCUUGUCAAUACCUCUUUGACCAUUCUCAUGGAUGAUUUGACUGGGAGUGGCCUAUUUGCAGUCAUUGGAUCUACCACAGGAAUAACUCUGUUUGGUGAAAUUAUGCCACAGGCCGUAUGUUCCCGCCACGGUUUGGCAGUUGGUGCUCGGACGUUGUGGCUAACCAAGCUGUUUAUGCUUAUCACAUUCCCUGUAGCGUUUCCAAUCAGUUUCUUACUGGAUAAAAUAUUAGGUGAAGAAAUGGGACAGGUUUACAGUCGCGAAAAGUUGGGAGUUCUCAUCCGUGAACAGGCCCUGGCUGGUACAGUCGCCACUGAUGAAAUGAAUAUCAUUACUGGUGCGCUCGCCUUGACGACGAAAACUGUCGCAGACGUAAUGACUCCACUCAGCGAUGCAUUCAUGCUGUCCUACUCUGCAACACUGGAUUUCAAUACGAUGAAUGAUAUCUAUGCUCAUGGUUACACGAGGAUCCCCGUGUUCGAGCACGAUCGACGAAAUAUUCGAGCCGUCUUGAAUGUGAAGGAUUUGGCCUUCAUCAAUGCGGACGACAAGGUACCCGUUUCAACAGUGUGUGACUUCUAUAAUCGAUCUAUCAUAAUCGUGCUGGACACAACCAACCUCGAGGCAAUGUUGAAGGAGUUCCGCCAAGGACGAGCCCAUAUGGCUUUUGUCGAGCGUCUGGUCACAGAAGGCGAGGGUGAUCCUUACCGUGAAAUGAUCGGGUUGGUGACUCUUGAGGAUGUGAUAGAAGAAAUUAUUCAAGCCGAAAUUGUCGAUGAGACGGAUAUUUUGACUGACAAUGUCCAUCAUCAGCCACGUUUGGUACGCAGGCGCGACUUUCGCAUGUUCAGCAUGCCAGAGAAGCAGCGCCACUCUCGAUUAUCUCCACAGCUGAAGAUAGCUGCUCUUAGGCAUUUAGCAUCCAAUGUGGAGUCAUUUCAAGAACACCUUGUUUGCUACUCCGUUCUCCAGAGUUUCCUGAAUUCAAAUAUUGUGGGAGAGUGUAUUUAUAAUCCAAAGGAUGAAGAAAGCAACAUUUUGUACCUGCCGAAUCAGUGGGCAAAUUACGCGAUACUCAUACUCCAAGGACGUGCUCUGUGCAAAAUCGGGAACGAGGGUCUUUUGUUUGAGGCUGGACCUUUCGUAAUGUUUGGCGAGACGGUUCUCAAGCGUGUGAAUGCAAUCUUUCCGGAUCUGUGCGACAAAUCUGACCCAACUGUGCAUUCCGCACGACUGGCAUCCGAGGCUAGGUUUGUGCCAGACUAUUCCCUAAAGGCCGUCACCAACUUGCAAUAUCUCCGAAUCACUGCUGAGCAUUAUCUGCUUGCCAGACGUUUAUCAAUCGUCCACCAAAAAGCCGCUCCCCACAGCAACCAACAUUCACCGGUUAAUUUCUCCGAUCACUGUGCACUUUCCUCAUGUGGUUCACAUUUCGCGCAAGGAUUCGGACCGCUAAAAAUAGACAGUCAUGAUAUGUUUCAAAGUGCUUGGGAUCAUCACGUCGUGCGACUUCGAGAAGUCUCGAUGGCCGCCGCAGUCGCGUCUACAAUUGGACACGGGGUGGACAACGCUUCUUCAGAUCAAGUUUCAACUACACACAAUGUGCCUGGAGAGGAUACUAAUGCAGAGGCUUCGGAGGUACAGAACAAGCACUCAACUCCGAAUCACUCAACGUGCAACCCACUUACCGAAAAGCGAAGCAUCGCACUGGUACCACAUUCUGGCGAUGUGCGUACAGCCAAGCCAGACGAAGUUGUAGCAUUUCUCUCUCAUUCUGCUGCAGUUAACAGUUUUUGUGAAGAAACCUCCUCAUAAUAAUAAUAUGCGGGUGAGUGCGUUCGGUGAGACUGUAAAGAACUCCCUUUGGGGACAACUGCUCAAUCUCAGCUGUCACAACCAACCCUCUACACGGGCUUUCUUCAUUUCCUCGAAAUCCGCGUAUAUUCACUGCCCAGUGAUUAGUUCAUCUCAUAUUUAAGCUCCGUAUUGUAUCCAUCUGGCUCCUCUCAGUACUGUUUUAUCUAAUUAGCGCAUUCCCUAUUUAAACUCUCGCAACCGUUUUAGUCGCCGUCACACUGUUCGUGUAACGGCACGACCGGGCAUUUCUAUUUUUUCAUUGGUUUACCUCAAACAGAGCGAACUUUUACGAUUGAACUGAUAUUUAUAUUUCCUCUCAUUCACUCUAUUAAUCACCGUGCCUUACGAGCACUUUAGCAAUACUCAUAUAACCGUAUUCCGGUUCCGUUCUCACGACACGUAUCCGUUCAACCCGAAUUUCAGUAGACCCCAGCUCACCUGUUGCCUAGUCCGAUGGAUUCUUCCUCGUCCCGUGGAGUAGUGCAAUUCCGUAUUUCGUUUCAACUAUUCUAGCUCUCACUUUUUGAAUCCAUCGGUCCCUCAGCUUUGAUCAUUCCUUUCAUUUGUUUCUUUUGUGCACGCUAUCUGUAAGGCAAUUCACGCCUUUCUGAUAAGAAGCCUAUCCUAUAUUGAAGAAACGUCCCUCCUUUCCAACUGCUACAUUUAUCCGAAUGGAUUCCAUUUGGGCCCCAUGUGUUGCAAUCGACUUGCAAUUUUAUACGUUUACUUUCCUUUCUUUCGAACUUGUUUUUACAUAGAUGAAGGCACGGCUUCAACCUCGAUGAUUGUUUGUCUACUUAUUGUCAUGGAUAUUAUUACUGCUGCUACUGUUUGUAGUACUGUUCCUUGAACGAUUUUUCUCAAUUUUUAAAC